AUAGGUGUUAAAACAUUGUCAACAAAUAUAGUCUUUGUUUAAAGGCCAUCUAUAUUUCUUGCUUUUGGUUGUCCCGAGACUGUUAAUAAGGCUGCAAUGUUGUGCAGUGGUGUAAUUUACAACAAUUUUAGAGACGAAUGAUGGGCUGGGGGAGGGAGCCAAAUUUUGUUUUUCUCUCAAUUAAUGAUUUUCUCUUUUUCCGAACACCCCGAAAGGCCAAUCGUUAUUUUGCACGUUUUGGUCUCUCCCUCUUUCCGUACCAGCCUAGGAGCGAGUAACCAGGAACUGGAACUACAAUCUAACGGCGGUAAGCACGGAUGACUCCGGUACAUGGCUUUGCCGACCCUCUCUACAUAUGUGCCCUAUCGGCAAAGGGCUCUUGGCAUACAGCUGGCCUGGAAGAGGGAGCAACAAUGUCGGAGGCGGGAACAGUUGGCCCUCAAUGCUAAGUAUUUCAGGGACCAGAAUGUCCGCACCCAUUUCCACACCGAGUGGACCUCCCGGCACUCGUUCGAGCAGAGCAUGGCCGCAUAUUGUAAACAGAAGCUGGAGGAUGACAAAGCAAACAGUCUGGAACACCGCAGGAUGCGACUCAAGCACAUGCUUGACGAGGAGCAAAAGCAACUGGACAAAGAGCUGGAUCUUUUGCUACCACACAGGGGUGUAAUAAUUAAAAAAGCAGAUGCGCAGCAUUUAAGAGAUGAGAGGAGAAAAAAGCUAGCACAGGAACUGCUCAAGGAGCACCGUAAAAGAAACAACCCUGAAUUGCAACAGGCUGAGACGGCCUCACAGCAACAUCAGAUUGUCAACCCAUUGCAACUACUAAUAUCUGAAAAGAAACAGCAAGAAGUGGAGGCGCAGGAGAUGUGUCGCUUUCAAAACGAAUGUGAGAGGACCCGAAGAAAAGACCUUGAGAAGAUCAAACAGGCUGACCAAAAUGGUAGCCUUGAAGAGCGUGAGAAAGCACAGAAACUUCAUCAAAAAAUGGAAGAACUGAGAUUGAUGGAAGAAGAGGCAACUCAUUUAAAGAAGGAAGAAGAAGCUUUUCAGGUCAAGUUAUGGGAGGUGGACAAGAUGGAGGUCGAGAGGAGAAAAUUUGAGGAAAGGCGCAAGAAGGCUGAAAUGCAGCAUUUCCUGGUCCGACAAUAUAGAGCUCAGCUUAGGAGGCGAGCCCAGCUGGUGCAGGAAGAGCUGGAGUCUGACCAUAAAAUCCUGGCAGCCUUUCUUAAAGGAGAGCAAGAGAAGGUUAGCAUGGAGGGGGCGCGAAGAGAAAGGGUCUUUGCCGAUGCCGCCUGGAUGACUCGUGUGAUUGAAGAGCAGCUUGAGCUGGAGAGAGAGCGGGAGGCCGAGUUGGACUUCCUACACAGGGACGAAGCGCAGCGCUUAUGGGAGAAACGAGAAGCAACAUGGGAACGAGAGAGAAAAGCCAGACAACUACUCAUGCAUGAGGUGCUUGUAGGAAGACGGCAGCAGCUGGAGCUGAAAAUGCGGCAAAAUCGCGAGGCGCAAUUAGCGUCCCUGAGGAGGCGAGAGGAACUGAUCCAGGAGCUUGAGCUGGAGAAAGAGCUCAGACGCCAAGAGAGGGAAGAAGAGCAGCGCCGUAGAAAAGAGCAGGAGGAGGAGGAGCAGCUCCAAGAACAGUGGGAGGAGCAGUGCAGGAUAGAGGAUCUUCAAGAGGAGCUGGAUGCUCACUUCAUCCAUGAGGGGGCGAUAAAGCAGAGGAUAAGCAAUAACGCAUACCCGCCAAAGGUAUACAGUAAGCCUCGAGUAGCGUGGACAUGAGCAACAUCAAAACAUUAUUUAUUCUUUUUUUAAAAUCACGGUCAUUGCCUUACGAACAGGCCUGUGUGCCAUCUUCGUCACGUCAACGUGUUCAAGAGUAUAUUUUGUACCUUCAAUGUGUAGAAUUAAUUUUAAUAAAUACAUUCUUCCAUGAAUUCAA
This is a messenger RNA of Hippocampus comes (tiger tail seahorse), 1942 nucleotides long. It is a transcript of the gene tchp, whose product is annotated as trichoplein, keratin filament binding. NCBI's taxonomy places the organism in Eukaryota, Metazoa, Chordata, Actinopteri, Syngnathiformes, Syngnathidae. Gene Ontology annotation, biological process: apoptotic process. Bases 331 to 1782 code for a protein of 483 amino acids. Gene Ontology annotation, cellular component: keratin filament. The record is from RefSeq and is a predicted model, not a curated record. The transcript has 13 exons.